AUGGAAAACAUUAUAAGUGAAGUUGUGCCAAAAAUAGCAGUUGAUUUUGAAGCAGAUAAGGAUGUAUACUAUAUCUGGGUAAUUGUUCUUCUAAACACCUCUGUUUUAGAUCCAGGAGUGAAGGGUGGUUUGCGAUGGCCCCUAGGGAAGUCGAACUCGAGGGUUUGGUACCGUGUUAGAGGGGUUUCGCACACAGAAGUUAAGUUGUGUGAAAGCUCAUCAUUGAGCCUCAAGGUAAGACAUGCUGAUCGGUUUAGUUUUGAGUCUUCUACUGGGGAGUCUGCAUUGGAGAUUACUCUGAAGUUGAAGCGAUUAGCUUCAGACAUACUGUUCUAUGGGAGUUUGACGAAAUUAUCGGAACUUAUUGUUGGAAAAUGUGGAGGUCUACCUCUAGCAAUUGCUACAAUAGGUGGGCUUCUCUCAAGGAAACACAAGAUUGUUUCUGAAUGGGAAAAUAUACUAGGUAGCUUGGGCUCAAUAUUAAGUAGUGAUUCCCAUCUUAGUGAUUGCAAUAGAGUUUUGUCUGAAGGUUAUUAUGAUCUUCCUCACCAUCUCAAGUCAUGUCUCUUAUACUUUGGUGUGCUUCCAGAAGGCUACGAAAUUAGAGUUGGGAGAUUAAUUCGCCUUUGGAUAGCUGAAGGCUUUGUCCAAUGCAACAACAACCUUCCAUCUGAGUAUGUUGCACAAGAAUACUUGAAAGAACUUAUUGAUAGAAACUUGGUUCAAGUUUCAAAGAGAAAAGCUUCUGGACGAGCUAAAAGUAGUAGAGUUCAUGAUCUGAUGUACGAGAUCAUUCGCAGAAAGAUGAAGGAAUGUGAUUUUUGUCAUUUCUUUAACGAAAAAGGCUUGAGUCACAUUAGUAAAACUCGGCGUAUUUCAAUUGACAAAUGCGCUAAUGGUGUUUUAGAGAGCAUAAAAAAUUCAAAAAUCCGCUCCAUUUGUCUUUUUAAUGUAGACAAACUGCUCGAGACUUUCGUGACUACAUAUGUUGCUGAUUUCAAGCUCUUAAAGAUACUUGAUUUUGAAAAUGCCCCUUUGGAUUGUCUUCCUGAUAGAGUGGGAAAGCUCUUCCAUUUGCACUACUUAAGUUUGAAAAAUACAAAAGUUAAAGAACUUCCCAAGUCCAUAGGCAUGCUUCUCAACUUAGAGACUCUUGAUUUGAAGUGA
This is a messenger RNA of Pistacia vera, 1167 nucleotides long. Its product is annotated as putative disease resistance RPP13-like protein 3. The record is from RefSeq and is a predicted model, not a curated record. The transcript is spliced from 3 exons. Gene Ontology annotation, molecular function: ADP binding. Gene Ontology annotation, biological process: defense response to other organism. NCBI's taxonomy places the organism in Eukaryota, Viridiplantae, Streptophyta, Magnoliopsida, Sapindales, Anacardiaceae. The coding region runs from base 1 to 1167 and encodes 388 amino acids.